GCGAGGUUUGUGCUAACGGCAGCUAACGAACCAACUGACAGCCGAGAACGUUCCCUGAGCUCUGUAGCUUAGUCAAAGUAAUGCGAGGAAAACCCAAGUGACUAUCUCCGCGGUAGAUGCCGGCUCGUUUUUUCGACAGCGGUUUAAAUGCAGCUGCGGCUCUGUGAAGAAGGCUGGUCUGUUGUUGACAUCCAUAACGAGCACGGAUGUGUCGCCAGCCUAACCACAAACGCUUCGAGCUAGCCUAACUUUCUCACGGAAGUUUCCCACCUGGUAUGCUUUUCAAGCAUUUGCUCACUGUGACGCGGCAUUAGGCCGGACUUAAGUCUGUUACUUAAGAGAUUGCGAUGAAGCUCCAGUGUGAUGUCGAGGUGGUGAAUCGGAUGCUGCCGACGUUUGGGAUGAAAAGUCGAGGCAAGGGGACGAGAGCAGUGCUCUCCAUUGGGAAGCAUUUGGACAAGACGACUCAACGCAGCAACAUCUACUUGAUGAUCUGCACAGCCAAAGACAGAGCCGGAUCAAAGUACAAGCUAAAAGGCAACAUAGAGAAGUUCUUCACUUGGUUUGUGGAGGAAGGCAAGGCCACUGUGAGAUUAAAGGAACCUGCUGUUGACAUUUGUUUGAGCAAGGCUGACUCCAACAGCUUGAAGAACUUUCUCUCGGCAGCUCGUCUAGCAGACAGAGGGAGUGACACGAGCAGCCUUCCUCUGUCCACACUGACUCCUGUUCGCGCCAGAGACGUAGAGCAGCCCAAGAAGAAACUCUCCAUCGUCUCCAAGAAGGAUUACCCACUCACCUCCAACUUCCCUCACUCCCUGGAGCAGCUGCAGGUGUCGUACUGCAAACUGUCACGCGUGGACAUGCGAAUGCUUUCACUCAAAGCUCUGCGCAAGCUAGACCUCAGUAACAACCAUAUCAAGAAACUUCCCGCCACCAUCGGUGACCUCAGCUGUCUUUCCGAACUCAUCCUCCACAAUAACCACCUGGAAGCCUUCAGCGAGGCACUCUGUCUGUCCACCCUCCAGCGGACCCUCCAACACCUGGACCUCAGCCAGAAUCGCUUGCAGACGCUCCCUGCUCAGUUCUGCCAGCUCAGAGAACUCGUGAACCUCAAACUGGACGAUAACGCACUCCUGUGUUUGCCGUUCCACAUCGGCCGACUCUGGAAGCUGAGGUUCCUGUCCGCGGCACACAACCAGCUGGCUGUACUGCCUGGUGACUUCCGCAAGCUGAGUCUAGAGAACCUGGACUUGUUCGGAAAUCCAUUCAUCCAGCCCAACCCUCUGGACCACAAAAUGCAGCUUACAUUCCCACUUCCACUUCAGGAGUUGGCCUCCAGAGCCGUGGCCAAUCUCAGAAUCCCAUAUGGACCUCACCUUAUCCCUGCUCACUUGUGUCGGGACCUCGAAAUAGCCAAAACCUGUGACUGUGGUCGCAUCUGCAUCAGUUUCUACAUCAAGACUGCAGUGAGCAUGAACCUCCACCAAGUCUCUCACACAGUUGUGCUGGUGGAUGACAUGGGAGGCACAGACGCACCGGUGGAGCAACACUUCUGCUCGCUUUCCUGCUACUCCGAAUUCUUAGACAACUCCCUCCAGAGAGGAACCAGAUGAGGACGGAAACUUAUUUGAUCGAAAAACGUUGCCGCCUAGAAACCUCUGUGUGUGCGUAUGUGUGUCGGCGUGCGCGUUUGCGCUGCAGUAGUUAGGAUUGUGGGAUACAGUCUUAAGAGUAUGUGAAGAGGAAGCUGCAGUGGUAAAUGGCUCCGCCGUAGUUUCCUUAUGCUGCCUUUGAGUGAAAGGACAAUAUUGAGUUUGUUGUGUUUUUAAAAAGAGCUUCAAGCUGUUUGUUUAUGCUUAAAUUUAUGUUGAGGCAGUUUCCGUUUAUCAAAAUGGGGUCGGAGACAAGCAUGAAUAUGUUACCUCUUGCUCCAUCUGAAACAGAGUGGCACUUACUGUACGUUAUGAUAGCAGGCAGCACAAAACCUUGUGCUGCUGGCAAAUCUCUUAACAGUAUUUUUUUUUCCUUCCUUGUGUUUAAAGAGACCGCUGACCUACUUCCAUCAGACAGGGGAAUUACAAGAUUAGAUAAAUUUCCUGAAAACAGUGCCUCAGGGUCAAUGACUAACAGCCAAAGGGAGGUGCUUUUUACUGUGCAAAUGACCCACAAUUUUUACAUAUGUGAAAGAUUAAAUAAAAGUAUUCA
This is a messenger RNA of Pelmatolapia mariae (spotted tilapia), 2205 nucleotides long. RefSeq names its product leucine rich repeat protein 1 (gene lrr1). The transcript is spliced from 5 exons. Bases 348 to 1613 code for a protein of 421 amino acids. Lineage: Eukaryota; Metazoa; Chordata; Actinopteri; Cichliformes; Cichlidae. The record is from RefSeq and is a predicted model, not a curated record. Gene Ontology annotation, molecular function: protein binding.